Messenger RNA from Chenopodium quinoa (quinoa), 1236 nucleotides. RefSeq names its product vesicle transport v-SNARE 13-like. The record is from RefSeq and is a predicted model, not a curated record. Gene Ontology annotation, cellular component: SNARE complex; late endosome membrane; Golgi apparatus. Lineage: Eukaryota; Viridiplantae; Streptophyta; Magnoliopsida; Caryophyllales; Amaranthaceae. The transcript is spliced from 6 exons. Gene Ontology annotation, biological process: vesicle-mediated transport; intracellular protein transport; vesicle fusion. The coding region runs from base 270 to 932 and encodes 220 amino acids. Gene Ontology annotation, molecular function: SNAP receptor activity; SNARE binding.
AAAUCAUACAAAUACUCUAAAACAAAAUAGCUGUCGAUCAUAAAACAAGAUAAAGAAAGUUCCUUUGUAUAAAACAGUGUUGAAAAAGUUACAUUUUUGCCAUUGCCAAGAUCAUCCCCAAUACUAAAUAAUUGUUGCAAAUUCCCGGAUCUCUCCUUUUCGAAAAAUCAAAUUACAACCUUCGAUCACCGGCAUCAAUUUCCGAUCAAUUUUCCGGUUACAGAGCGAACGAAUUCCAGAAUUAGUCAUCAAAGAAGAAAUUCGGAAAAAUGAGUCAGGUUUUUGAAGGGUACGAGCGUCAAUAUUGUGAAACUUCAGCGAAUUUGACUCGGAAAUGUUCUGCUGCUGCUGCUCUCAAUGGAGAACAGAAGAAACAGAAAGUCUCUGAAAUUAAAAGUGGGUUGGAGGAAGCAGAAGCACUGAUCCGGAAAAUGGACCUGGAGGCAAGAGCAUUGCAGCCGAAUGUGAAAGCUAUGGUACUAACCAAGCUUAGAGAGUAUAAAAAUGACCUAAGCAACCUGAAAUCUGAGAUCAAAAGACUCUCUUCUACAGACAGUCAAGCUGCCCGAGAUGCGUUACUGGAAUCUGGCAUGGCUGAUGCGCUGAUGGCUUCUGCUGAUCAAAGAGGGCGGCUAUUGAUUUCAACAGAGAGAUUGAAUCAGUCCACUGAUAGAGUCAGGCAGAGCAGAAUGACCAUGCAGGAAACUGAAGCUAUUGGGGUUUCUAUACUUGAAGAUUUGCAUUCACAACGCCAGUCACUUUUGCAUGCUCAUAAUACACUUCAUGGCGUUGACGAGAAUGUUGGCAGAAGCAAGAAAAUUCUGACUGCAAUGUCAAGGAGAAUGAACCGGAACAAAUGGAUUAUUGGUACUAUCAUCGCAGUACUGGUCCUUGUGGUUGUGUUGAUCAUCUACUUCAAGUUGAUCCAUUAGUUUGUCAACUAUGUCUUCAAAGAUAUAUAGUUUUUGGCAACUCGCCUUGUUGGCAGUCUGAUGUCCAUGAUCUUCAGUGUGAUUAAUCAUUGUAUCGUUUUGCUGUUGCUAAGUUUCUUUGUUCGUCGAUUCAUAUUAUGUUAUGCCACUUCACAUUCUUUUGGCCAAGUUUAAUAUAGCCUGGUGUGUCAAUGUUUGCCCUUAAGUCCCAUCUUUGUCAAUCAUCAGCUAUUGUGUAAAGGUUUGCACUUGAAAUUUUUGUUUUGGAGUUCACAAAUACUUCAAGUACUUCUACUUUGUUUUA